Molecule: messenger RNA, 1555 nt
Organism: Phycomyces blakesleeanus NRRL 1555(-)
Lineage: Eukaryota; Fungi; Mucoromycota; Mucoromycetes; Mucorales; Phycomycetaceae
Exons: 6
Coding region: 79-1452 (457 amino acids)
Biological process (GO): positive regulation of translational fidelity; formation of translation preinitiation complex
Cellular component (GO): cytosol; eukaryotic translation initiation factor 2 complex
Molecular function (GO): GTPase activity; tRNA binding; GTP binding
Source: RefSeq, a predicted model, not a curated record
GUUGUGUUCAAUCCUGAUUCUUAAUCCCACACAACAAUCGAAAGGAAUCUUCAUUAACUGCACACUUUAGAAGGCAUCAUGGCGGACACUACAAUUACACCAGUUUCUAUUGAUACUUCCAAGUUGAACCCAUUGUCUCAUGAGGUUAUCUCUAAGCAGGCCACUAUCAAUAUCGGUACCAUUGGUCACGUAGCUCACGGUAAAUCCACCGUUGUCAAAGCUAUUUCUGGUGUCCAGACCGUUCGUUUCAAGAACGAGAUGGAGAGAAACAUUACCAUUAAGCUUGGUUAUGCAAACGCAAAGAUCUACAAGUGUGAGAACGAGGCAUGCCCCCGUCCCGGGUGUUACAAAUCAUACGGCUCUUCCAAGGAGGACCACCCUAUGUGUGAACGUGUUGGCUGUGGUAGCAAGAUGAAGUUAAUCAGACAUGUAUCGUUCGUCGAUUGCCCAGGUCACGACAUUCUCAUGACUACUAUGUUGUCUGGUGCCGCUGUCAUGGACGCAGCACUCUUGUUGAUUGCUGGUAACGAAUCCUGUCCUCAGCCCCAGACCUCUGAGCAUUUGGCUGCUAUUGAGAUCAUGAAGUUGAAGCAUGUCAUUAUCUUGCAGAACAAGGUUGAUCUUGUCAAGGAAAAGGCAGCACAGGAGCAGCAUGAGGAUAUUCUUUCUUUUGUUAAGGGUACUGUUGCUGAUGGUGCACCAAUUAUUCCCAUCUCUGCCCAGCUUAAGUACAACAUUGAUGCCAUUAAUGAAUACAUUACCAAGAAGAUCCCCGUGCCUGUUCGUGACUUUACUGCCGUUCCCCGUUUGAUCGUCAUUCGUUCUUUCGAUAUUAACAAACCUGGUGCUGAUGUCAAUCAUCUUCAGGGUGGUGUUGCAGGUGGAUCAAUUUUGAAGGGUGUUUUGAAGAUUGGAGAUGAGAUUGAAGUCCGUCCUGGUGUAAUCAUUAAGGAUCAGGAAGGUAAAAUUAGAGCCAGACCCAUUCUUUCCAAGAUUUUGACUCUUGCUGCCGAGACAAACAAGCUUGAGUUUGCUGUUCCUGGUGGUUUAAUUGGUGUUGGAACUCAGAUGGAUCCUACCCUCUGCCGUGGUGAUCGUCUCGUUGGUCAAGUUUUGGGCUACCCCGGAAGUCUUCCCUCUAUCUACACUGAACUCGAGAUUUCAUACUUUUUGUUGCGUCGCCUGUUGGGUGUAAAGACCGAUGAUAAGAAGCAAGCCAAGGUUGCCAAACUUACCAAGGGUGAAUUACUACUUGUCAACAUUGGUUCAGUUUCUACUGGUGGUCGUGUUGUCGGUGUCAAGGCUGAUCUUGCAAAGAUUGUUUUGACUGGACCUACAUGUACCGAAGUUGGUGACAAGGUUGCCAUCUCUAGAAAGAUUGAGAGACAUUGGCGACUUAUCGGCUGGGGUAAGAUCAAGAGAGGAACCGUUCUGGAGGCCGAGGCAAAUUAAUCGGAUUGUUCGAAACUAUACUUAUAUCAAAAGAAGAAAAAAUUGAAAAAUAUCAUAAAAAGAACAUUGUCUCUUUACAUUCACUAAUAAAUAAAUAAAAACC